Molecule: messenger RNA, 1216 nt
Organism: Ipomoea triloba (trilobed morning glory)
Lineage: Eukaryota; Viridiplantae; Streptophyta; Magnoliopsida; Solanales; Convolvulaceae
Product: ribonuclease 3-like protein 1
Exons: 3
Coding region: 545-943 (132 amino acids)
Source: RefSeq, a predicted model, not a curated record
GCUGUCGUUGAUUUUUUUUUUUUUUUUUUUUUUUGUGAAUUAAAAAUAUAGUUUGUUCAUUUGUUGUGUAUUCUGAGUUUUGAAGAUGAAGAUGACUUCUGUAAUGAGUUAAUAGUCACUUCCAUUAUUUUAUUUACUUUUAAUUUGUGGAUUUUCUUGUGUUGAUAUGUGCCAUGGCAACCUGAGAGAGGGAAGGAGAAUAGGAGGAGAUGAGUGUUUUCCGUUGUUUUUAUUUUCCUUUAUUUUUAAUUUGUGAAUAUAUAUGAUUUUGGGAUGAUGAUCAAAUUCGUAUGUUCUGCAAAAAAAUCAGGGAUAAUUUUGGCAUCUUAGAAGAAAUGGAAUCAUGUAAAAACAGUAGCUUUUUAAAAAUAGCUUAUUGACCCUAUCAGCUAUCCCAACAAGCUCUUCUACCAAACACUAAUUUUGACUGAUUGACCAGCUAAUGAUAAGCUGAUAACCAAACACCCCCUAUAUAUUCGCCAUUUUAGCUUUACAAUACCUUUCUGUCUCUCUCUCUAUCUUCCCCUGUUGGGAAGAGAUCGAUAUGGAUAAUGGAGAAGUAGUUGAAAAUGAGGAGCUGAUUGUCUGGAGCGGAAACCAGCCGGAGAAGAAGCCAACUGGUGGGUCUGCGCUGCCGGCCAUCGACGACGGUGGUAUCGAGAAGGAGGCGGCCGCCGGAGAAGCCGUACCUAAACCAAACACCGCAGGUGCAUUGAAAGGGAUGGCAAGAUCACAGUUGUAUGAGAUCUGUGCAGCCAAUCGCUGGAGCCCACCAGUCUUUGACUGUUGCAGUGAGGAAGGUCCAAAUCAUCAGAAAAUGUUCAAGUUGAAGGUAAGGGUAGAGAUAAACAGGGAACAUAAAGCGACGACUUUGGCGUGUUUUAGCAACCCGUUUCCGAAGAAGAAAGCGGCGGCGGAGAAUGCAGCUGAAGGGGCACUCUAGUUCUUGAACCAUCUUGGUUAUCACUCAAACAAUCAGUGAAAAUCCUGGUUUUUCUGUCAGUCUGUAGUGGCAGUUGGUGACAUCUGAACAUCAUUUACUGGUGGUUCUUCAUCCUUAAUUAGCUUGUCUAUUUGUGUUGAUUAGAUGCAAUUACAAUAAAAUUGUAAUUUCAUAACAUUUUGUUUUUUAGUUAGAGGAGCAAGAAUUUACAACCCUUCUUCUCUUCUCUCAGAUACUGUUUACUGAAUCAGCGAGCUAAACUCGUAUCAGAAA